AUGUCAGUACCAAAAGCGGUAAUCCCGAGCUACACUCGGGCUUACCAUGCGGCGCUGCAUAGGGAGUCCCUGCAGCACCCACCUUGUCCUGCGCUCCCGCGAUGUGUCCCCUGCAGCGUCCCCGGCCAUCUCCUCCGGCUGAUGCCGGCAUCCGGCUCCUGUGACGUCGGGACGUACGGCACCGGCAGUGGGAAAUUUGAAAAUGUUAAAAAAAUGUCAUUUUUUUCAAAACGAUUUUACAUAUGCUCUGUCCUGUCUCCUGUCUGCAUUUUGUCUGUUCUUUCU
This is a messenger RNA of Staurois parvus, 285 nucleotides long. The record is from the annotation of a GenBank genome assembly. NCBI's taxonomy places the organism in Eukaryota, Metazoa, Chordata, Amphibia, Anura, Ranidae.